AUGAAAUAUUUCUUAAGAGAUGAAGUUCUAAUGCACAAUAAGCCGAAGGAUUUUUGGGUGAUUUUCUUCAAUGAUGUUCUGGAUUUGACACUUUUCUUCAAAACAAGAGAGGAUUCGAUGACUCAUAGCUUGAAAUUCCUUCAACAAUAUGGCGGUCAAGAUAUUUCUCAUUUUUUCAACCCCGAUAAAACUCCUUAUACAAGAAUUUCUGUCACUGGUUCACAUGUUCCCGUAUUUCCUGUGGUCAACGAAUGCUCAGGAAGUGACGUUUUCGGUAAUCGUAAUCUCACAUGGUGGCAGGAUCCUUUCUGGAAAAUUGGAGAACUCACAAAACAACCUCGAAAAGUCAGAAUUGUCAAUACUCUUUCAGUUUCCACCCAAGAAAUGACUGUUUGUGAAGAAGAUACUUUAGACAUAAUUCGCACAAAAUAUCAAAAGUACAAUUGGAAUCACGAUAAGUACCAGUGGUGCAAAUAUGAUGCCGACAAAGAUGUCUAUGAGGACAUUUGUUUCCGCAAGACCUUGACAGAAAACGGUUUUCAUUGUCACGAGUAUGGAGAACCACAUACACCUUCUUUGUGGUUAUUCUUUAAAGAUGAAGCCCAAUUUGCUGGCAUUUUGUCACAUCUGUCAAAGCGCACAUAUGCAUGUGAAAAUAAAAUUGUAACAUGA
Messenger RNA from Culicoides brevitarsis, 672 nucleotides. RefSeq names its product cytochrome b5 domain-containing protein 1. The record is from RefSeq and is a predicted model, not a curated record. The coding region runs from base 1 to 672 and encodes 223 amino acids. The transcript has 2 exons. NCBI's taxonomy places the organism in Eukaryota, Metazoa, Arthropoda, Insecta, Diptera, Ceratopogonidae.